AUGACAAAAUGUGUGCGCAUAUUUCAUUGUUUUCUCAAACCAGAUGCACAACCAGUAUGGGCGAUCACACCGGAUAUUUUGGCCAGAGUGGAACUGCCCCAACUGCAUAUACUGCCCACAAUAAGACCGAGUGAGGACGAAUUCACAACCGUUAUCCCAAAGGAUUCAACAGACUUGUGGCGUCCGGUUGGUGGUUCCGUGACACUGCUGUGUGCAGCCAAUUUGCGUGGCCAUUCCACCAACGCACCCGACCUAAAUUGGUCUUUGGGUCGGAUUUUCACUGAGCAAGCCAGAUCAGAAGUGUUGGCUCGUAAACUUGAUUAUCACCUCGAAUGGCUGAAAGAUGGCAACCUGAUUCGAACGAAGGNUCCUUUCAAACCGUUACGAAUUUUCUUUGCGAAUGAACGAGGCUGUUCAUUUUAA
This is a messenger RNA of Echinostoma caproni, 423 nucleotides long. NCBI's taxonomy places the organism in Eukaryota, Metazoa, Platyhelminthes, Trematoda, Plagiorchiida, Echinostomatidae. The record is from the annotation of a GenBank genome assembly.